AUGGCUAUGCAAACUGCAGCCGUCUCUUCCAAAGUACUCAUUCUUGUUGGCGCCGGUUUGACAAGUUCGAUCAUAUUGAAGAACAGAAGAUUAUCUGAGGUGAUUGCCCAGCUGCAGGAAUUGCUCAAGGGUGUUCAAGAUGCUGAAACGUCGUCGUAUAGAUACGAUACUGCUGUCCUUGCAGCCCAGAUUCGUCAGUUGGCUCAAGAGAUAAAGGAGAUAUCCAUGAACAAUCCUGUAACCAUCUUCAAUGGGAAUUCUGAAAGUGCAGGAAGCUUGGCAUCUUAUGUUAUGCCGGCUGCUGCACUAGGAGCGAUGGGUUAUUGUUACAUGUUGUGGAAGGGGUGGUCAUUGUCAGAUGUAAUGUUUGUGACGAAACACAAUAUGCAAAAUGCUGUUGCAUCUGUUUCUAAACAAUUGGACCAUCUAUCUGAUUCCCUUGCAAAUACGAAGAAGCAUCUAACCAAAAGGUUGGAAAACUUGGAUUGGAAAAUGGACGAGCAGAUGGAGUCAUCUAAGCAAAUUGCUAGUAAUGUAGGUGAAAUGAAUUCUAACCUUUCAGAAAUUGGAUUCAAUGUUGGGACAAUUCAUCAAAUGAUAGCUGGCCUGGAAGGAAAACUCGAGCUUCUGGAAAGCAAACAGGUUUUCCAUGUCUUCCCCCUCCUUUUGCUAUUUUGGUUUGUCGGUUUGUUCAAGUGUGCUUUUUGCAGCAGAUUUCUGCAGGAACUUGGUGCCAAGGUUGCCAACCUUGUGCUGACCAACGGUGAAGAAAUAUCUCUCAAGGGCCUCCAGUUUCUCGCCGAGGAGGACUCAAUGGUCAGAGCCAGUAAGCCGAUAGAAAAGGUAAAGACAGCUGAUCCUGACAUCACCAGCCUCCCAGGCGAAAAAUUGACAAGCACAAGACCAAGAUUCAUUCACAGGACAUACCCAGUUGGGCUGUCAGGUUUUGGCACUGGAGCUUGA
Molecule: messenger RNA, 963 nt
Organism: Linum tenue
Lineage: Eukaryota; Viridiplantae; Streptophyta; Magnoliopsida; Malpighiales; Linaceae
Source: the annotation of a GenBank genome assembly